Molecule: messenger RNA, 1995 nt
Organism: Drosophila mauritiana
Lineage: Eukaryota; Metazoa; Arthropoda; Insecta; Diptera; Drosophilidae
Product: protein THEM6
Exons: 3
Coding region: 844-1629 (261 amino acids)
Source: RefSeq, a predicted model, not a curated record
UAGCAUGUUUUUUUUUUUGCAUUUUGGCUAGGUUUUUGGUCUUGAGCAUUUUCGAAUAAAACAACACCUUUUUGCUGGCCACUUUUUUUUUCGGUUGUUUUUUGUUUCGUGUGCCUUCCUGUAAUUUAAUAAUGUGCGGUGUGUGGUGCGCGUGCUAGUGGUUUUUCCUGUUAUUGGAAAAUAUCGAAAAUGAAUUCGGGACGGGUGAGCAGAGCGCGGAGUAUCGAAAGUGGACGGGUGGCCUGAUGUCCCGUCGUCCAAAUGUCCUGGCCAUGAAUUGAGCGACGAAUCAACAAAUUAGGGGUGGUCCUGGUCGCGCACGAGUGUUUUCCACAGUGUCUGUGUGUGUCUGGUACACAGGAACGAUUCGGGGAUGCCUUUUAAAGGAUUUUAAAUAAUAAUAAGAAUGGAAUUAUAGCCUCGAUUUCAUUUUCUUUUCUGUGGUUAGCGUGCGUGUGUAUUUGUGUUUGUGUGUGUGUGUGUGCGCUGGCCAACUGCAUCACCUGAUGGUGAAAACAUGACCUAAUUCCGUUCAGCAUCUUGGCCAGCUUAGUCAGGACCAGAACCUGAACCGCGCUUAGAAAACCACCCCCGGAACCUUAACCCUCGAACGCCCGAUUGUCUCACCCUUAACCCUAAGUCUAGCACUUGCCUGGCUUCCUGCUUCCGCCUUCUAAUUAGAUUGCAAUCAUUUCACAAUUUGAUUGCCAGCCGCCUUGAUGAACCCCCCACAUACCACUUACCACUUGCAGUGCCCCCAGCCCCACGGACCACGCCCCCCAGCCUGUCCGCCCACCAAUCUGUCAGCCUGCCAAUCUGCCAGUCCGCCGACCCGCCAGCGGAAUGGAGCAGCUGUGCUACCUGGCGCUGAGCGUCCUGCUGGCCAUCAUCGUGGUCUACGGACUCCUGGAGCUCCACUACUUCCUGCGCAUGUGCCUCUGUGUUGUGCUCGCCCGGUUUGUGAAGAGGCGCUGCCACAUCCUGGAUACCACCACGGUUAACGGUCUCUGCCUCACCAACGAUGUGGACACUUUGUUGUACCACAUGAACAACGCUCGCUAUUUCCGCGAGCUGGACUUCGCCCGCGUGGACUUUUACGAGCGGACCAACCUGUACCGCACCAUCACGGGAAUGGGAGGUUCCGUUUUCCAGGGGGCGGCCACCAUACGCUACCGUCGCUUCAUCCGCCCCUUUCACCGCUUCAACAUUAUUUCGCGGAUUAUUUACUGGGACGAGCAGUCCCUAUUCAUGGAGCACCGCUUUGUGCGUCCGUCGGACAAGUUCGUGCACUGCAUCGCCAUCUGCCGGCAGCGGGUGAUCGACGUGUCCAUGGAGGCGGUGAUGUCGGAGCUGCUGCCCAGGACCUCCUCCAACGGAUUCCGGGCGACGGUGCUGACCUCGCUGGCUGCUCCUUCGCCGUCGGCUGGUGGCAUAAGCAAUCCUGCGAUGGACACUUCGCUGGCGGAGAACGGACAUGGGACGACGAGCGGUGGAGCGACGGGCACGGGUGCCACGGCCAGCGCGACCACGGCGCACUGCCUCAAGCUGAAGCCCUCGCUGCCGCCGGAGUUGGCCAAGUGGAUCGAGUACAACGAUAUGUCGAGCAAGAAUCUACGCAGCGGCUGCUGACUGGAAUCGUUGGAGUCGCCGCAAGCGGAUGUGCAACCGGAAACGGAAACGCCCAUUAAUACAUGUUUUUUUUUUGUCUCGCGUGCUUGUGUGUGUGAGUGUGCGUGCUAAAGUGUGCUAAUGUUUAAUGUCUAAGUGUGAACGUGGAUUGUUUGUAUUGUAAGCUAUGUAAGGGUCUGUAAAACAAAUAAGAAAAACCCGCCCUCUUAUGGCCUUAACUAAUGUAUUGUAUAAUUACCCAGAGAUCAGCCACGCCCCCCGAACAAUGAACUAAAAAUACAAACAAAACUCCUUGGUAGUCCACAGUGUGUAAGCUAUGAUGUACAAUGAUUGUUUAGUAAAUGAACAAACUAAUGUGAAAAAAGA